AUGAUGUCCUUCUCCUUGCACAAGAAGAUGAACCUGAUCCAUCAUCUUACCACUAUGGGUUCACUUCCCGGCUUCUUGCUAACGCUGUUUUUCCUCGGACAAAAAAUUGAGACCACGUUGAUGGUGCACGGACUGCGACUCCAGUCUUCAGGUGGGUCCAUAACUCCCGCUACAGCGUCUUCAGGAGUUCUACAGGAAGAUCUGGCAGACCUCCAAAAUGACAUCAAUGAAGCCGUAGUUCUUGGAGUAUAUCCUACCACUUGCUCCUUGACGGCGGACGCCAAUGAGCAGAAAGAGGAUCAAGACGUUGGAGCACCUGAUGUUACGGGUAGGUUAACCAGGUGGGCUUUUGUUACCGUUUGUUAUGGCUCUCUCCUUUAGGUGGGGACAGCCAUAACAAGCGGGGUAAACGAACACCAAAAACCUCCUUCUAAUGAUGACUCUUCUAUAUCUAUUUCCUCGAUGGCGGAGAACUACAAGGAGGACGGUCAAAACGUUGGUGGAGGAGCACCCCGCCCUCCUGCAGCUGCUGUUCCUGAGUCUACUUCCGUGAGGAUUCUGAAAAUGAACGGGGAAUCUUUCACCGUGGGAUGCCAUGAUGAUAUCAAUGGAGGUAUGACGAAAGUGCUUCACCUGAAAGAACGCAUCGAACAGAUCAAAAACAUUGAUCGUAAGUUGCAAAGGCUUGUGUUGGACAGUCGCGAGUUGUUGGAUGAUGAGUCUCUCGCAGUUGCCCUUGGACGAGGGAAGGACGAUGGACCAACUACAGGAGGUGGAGGUGAUAUUUUUUUCCUGGCGCACACACACACAUCGAUAUUUUCAGUACCUAGAUGUAUACCACGAUGAAACAAUUUUCUGGUGUAGGACGAUAGGUAGAGAAGUUGGGCAACGUCGAUCAAUACACGACAUAAAGAUUUUUAUACCUCCAAGUAGUUGCUGAUUGCAGCUGCCUAUGUAGUUCUUGAGCGCGACUAUAAAAAUCAUGCUGAAAAUGACAUUACAACACCAGGUUCUUCGACCUCUUCAUCGACGCUGGUACCUCGGACUAGUCCAGGAGAACGAGGAGUCGUGACGAUUCAGUUGAUUGUAUGAUACUCCUCAUUGAGAACGAAGAUGAUAUGGGAAUGUCCUCGUAUCUAAAUAAGCUUAGAAGACAAAAGGGGAACAACGACAUUCCCCUAUCGACAGUCUCAGUGUAUUAGAUUAGUGUUAGUUUUGGACCUAAUAAAGAUUAACUAAUCCACUAUCAUCUAGAACAACUGCAUUAUAAUUAAGUGAAAGCAUUCAUUGAGUGUUGGGCAGCCCAUGGCCCUUCAAGCUGUUGAGGGUUUGAAGAGGCUCCGCAAAGAAAUCCGCUUCCGCGGCUUGCCCAGCAUUGACGGAAGCGACCCCUUGAGUCCUUACAAUAGAUCAUGGAAGGCUGUCAUGGCUCACGUUGCUACUUUGCGGGAGUUUUUCCAACGGGAAGG
Amoebophrya sp. A25 is the source of this 1469-nucleotide messenger RNA. The record is from the annotation of a GenBank genome assembly. NCBI's taxonomy places the organism in Eukaryota, Dinophyceae, Syndiniales, Amoebophryaceae.